Messenger RNA from Apus apus (common swift), 2245 nucleotides. It is a transcript of the gene HINT3, whose product is annotated as histidine triad nucleotide binding protein 3. Gene Ontology annotation, molecular function: catalytic activity. The record is from RefSeq and is a predicted model, not a curated record. The transcript is spliced from 5 exons. The coding region runs from base 17 to 526 and encodes 169 amino acids. Lineage: Eukaryota; Metazoa; Chordata; Aves; Apodiformes; Apodidae.
GUGAGGGGGCGCGGCCAUGGCGGGGGAGGCCGCGGCCGGGGCAGCCGGCGCCGCCGAGGGGAGAGAAGCCGGGAACGACGCCGGUGGCGGCUACGAUGGCAAGUGCGUGUUCUGCAGGAUCGCCCGCCGGGAGGAGCCGGGCACGGCGCUGCUGCCCUGCCAGUAUGAAGACCUUGUUUGCUUUAGAGAUAUCAGACCUAAUGCCCCCCACCACUACCUGGUGGUGCCGGUGGAGCACAUGGGGAACUGCAAAACGCUGAAGAAGGAACACGUACCUAUAGUGAAGAGAAUGAUGGAAGUUGGAAAAGCUGUCCUCCAGAGAAAUAAUUUUAGUGACUUGAAUGAUGUAAGAAUGGGUUUUCACUGGCCUCCCUUCUGCUCAAUAUCCCACUUGCAUCUUCAUGUCCUAGCCCCAGAAAGUCAGCUAGGAUUCUUAUCCAGACUCGUGUACAGAAUCAAUUCCUACUGGUUUAUCACGGCUGAACAACUGAUUGAACGACUGCAAAGUGAAAAUGCUGUCAGUUGAAAUCACUCUUUGCCUUGUGUCACUAGCCAGUUUGCUUUUUGUCUUUGAACUCUGAUUUAAGGUUGCACAGUUUGAUGUUGCCAAUAAUAUACCAGGAUAUAAAAAGCUUUAGUUCCUUAUGAGGAAAUACAGACAGAAUUUGUAGCUGCCAGCCUGAUUCUCCCAUUUAGAUACUUGAGUACAUGUACUUCUUUGACAAUACCGUGAUGUUUUUUAAUUAUAAUUUUGUAUUUGUGUAUAUAUACAUACAUAAUACACAUACAUAUGCAGAGAAAUUUUCCUGGCAAAAGGCUGGGUAUAGCAGCAGAAUGUAUUGCAACUAAGGCAGUAAGUUACUUCGAACAGCAUGUGUGUGGUACCAAAGAGAGUAUUUGUUGUGGAGUCAAGUUUUUAUUUGAAAUAUGCAUUGUUCUGCAUUUAAAACAUUUAAGUUUCCAUCUGUGUUUGUACAUAUGUUACUUAUGCCUAGUUAUUAGUAGAUACUUAGCUGAAAGUACACUACUAACUUUCUGGUGCUAAACCACUUGAAUAUAUUACCUAAUUUGCAUGACAGAGACAUAGUAAAUGUUAAUACAUUAGGUGCCCAAGAUGUGAUAAUGCUAUAUAACAUAGAAUAUAGUUUAAAUGUGUAAGUGGCUGUACAUUGGACUUAAAGAUUGUUUCCUUUUUAAUGUGCACAAUAUUUUAAAUUAGUUUAUGUAUGUUUACAAAAAAUGUGAAGAGUUUAGAGGCACUGAUUCAAUAUGUCACUCUUCUGCAUGACAGUAGAAAAAAAUCCAUAUUUUUAGAUGGUUCUGAUACUGUUCUCACUGGAAGACCCUUGGAGAUUACUAAUGCCUUGGCUAGACUUGGUUUCUAAAUGAAGUCAUAGGAGAAACAGGUCUUCAGAGCAGUGAGUAUGUGGCAGGCUUGCAUAAUAGGAAUCUGAUUUGAAUUUGGGAUAGCAGGCACUUGGCCCAAAAUUGGAACAUGUCAAGUUACUUAAGGAACCUGCUGAACAUUUGCCUUUGCUGUAUGACUCCAGUCAGUAAUGCCAGCACUCUGUUUUUCGCUACCAUAUUAAGGCAGACCGUUUGGAAAGUUAAAACUCCAGAAAACAUGGAGUGGAUUUUCUCUGUUCAUGGAGCGUACCUCUUGGUGCCUAACUAUUAUCAAGUGUCCUUGGCUGAUGCAUUUACAUGCAGCUGAGGUGAUCAUGGUCUGUUGCACCUGUGAGCUUCCCUGAACGUAAUCUUCUCAGAGCUUUCCACUAGUCCAGCACCCCUUGCCUUAGUGGUACAAUAUAUUGUAAUAUUCUUACAGUAGGCUGUAAGUAAUACUUCAGAAAGUUCACACCCUUCUGAAGAACGUUUUCUACCCAGCAGAGUUUAUACCUCUCUUUUCCGUAAGACCUUGUUCCUAAUGUCAUGCUGUUCUGAUUAGUGGGCGCUCACGUGUCAUUUGCAGCCCUUUAGGGUUUUAAUUUGUAACAUUAGGAAGAAUGUGAGUUAAAGCCACUGAACUUUGACUCUUCUGUGCAAUAUAUGAGAAGGUUUGAGCUGGCCCCUAGCUUUGUGAAAUACCUGAACAUUAAGACCUUUAAGAGUUAAUGCUGUGUGUGUGUUCUGAUUUGUAAUUAAUUUAUGUGACUAUACUUAAUGGUGACAUUUAAUAUUUAAAGUACCAACAUGGACCAUUGUCCAAAAGGAUUAAUAAACAGAAUAAAUGCUGAUAAUGAAA